Molecule: messenger RNA, 3230 nt
Organism: Amyelois transitella
Lineage: Eukaryota; Metazoa; Arthropoda; Insecta; Lepidoptera; Pyralidae
Gene: tyn
Exons: 17
Coding region: 243-2357 (704 amino acids)
Source: RefSeq, a predicted model, not a curated record
GCCGCGUGUUUGCGUGUCUGUCGGUACGUUCGCGUUCGUCGGCUCUUUCGCCCGCCGGUUCAAUCGUUCGGGUCGAGUGCUCACUCGUAUCACUGGGACACAGUUUAGUUGUGAAAACUCUUUGAACAUUAUCACGUGAAAGUUAAAGCCGGCAAAGUUGCUGUACUGUGCUCAGGAUUAGAUUCCUGAGUCCACGGACAUUGGAUUGUAAGAAAGAGUUUGGUGCCCCAGCGCGCGGCGGCAUGAAGGGCGAAGCGCUGCGCCUGGCGCGGCUAGCGUUCUUCCUACUACAAUGCUCAUGUGUUUUAAGUCGGAUCGCCUUCGAGAAGUUAACGGACGUUGACUUCACGGGCACGGCGUACUACACGGUGCGGAAUCUGUCUCUCUACGAGUGCCAGGGGUGGUGUCGAGAGGAGCCUGACUGCCAAGCAGCCUCUUUCAGUUUCGUGCUAAAUCCGCUGACUCCGGUGCAAGAGACGCGGUGCCUGCUUCAGAAUGACACUCAAGCUAACAACCCCAUGGCCACGCCGCAGCGUUCAGUGAACACAUACUACAUGGUAAAGCUGCAAGUGCGUACGGAGAGCGUGUGCCUGCGGCCGUGGGCGUUCGAGCGCGUCCCGGGCAAGUCUCUGCGGGGCCUGGACAACACCAUCAUUUACACCUCCACCAAGGAGGCCUGCCUCGCUGCCUGUCUAAACGAGAAACGGUUUUCGUGUCGGUCUGCGGAGUAUGAGUACGGCAGCAUGAGAUGCGCCCUCAGCGACUCUGACCGCCGCACGGCUCAACAUUUUGUGCAACUGGUAGAUACGCCUGGGACAGACUAUUUUGAGAAUCUGUGCCUGAAGGCGUCUCAGGCGUGCAAGGGGCAGCGAGUGUUCACAGCGCCCAGGGUCGGCGUAGCGGAGGACAAAGUUGCACAGUACGCGGGACUGCAUUAUUACACCGACAAAGAACUACAGGUGACAUCAGAAAGUGGUUGUCGUCUCGCCUGCGAGAUCGAAUCGGAAUUCUUGUGCCGAUCGUACCUUUACCUGGGUGCUCCUCAUUCCACCACUUAUAACUGCAGACUGUACCAUCUCGAUCAUCAUACCCUACCUGAUGGGCCGUCAGCAUAUUUGAACACGGAACGGCCUCUCAUCGACGAUGGAGAACCAAUCGGAAAAUACUUCGAGAACUUCUGUGAGAAGCCUCCAAGCAACGCGAACCCGCCGGGAGAGCUGCCUGUCACCAUCGACCAUCAGCAGGAUACCAACGCGUCCAGCAAUCUCACCAGGAACGAUGCCAACUGCGAUAAGACGGGAACCUGUUACGAUGUGUCAGUCCAUUGCAAGGAUACCAGGAUCGCCAUACAAGUCCGCACUAACAAGCCGUUCAAUGGACGUAUUUAUGCUCUGGGAAGGUCGGAAACCUGUAACAUCGAUGUAGUCAACAGCGACCUCUUCCGCCUCGACCUCACAAUGGCUGGCCAGGACUGUAAUACGCAGAGUGUUACUGGCGUUUAUUCUAACACAGUGGUGUUACAACACCACAGCGUCGUGAUGACAAAGGCUGAUAAAAUCUACAAAGUGAAAUGCACAUACGACAUGAGCUCGAAGAACAUUACCUUCGGAAUGGUGCCAAUCAGAGAUCCUGAGAUGAUUUCCAUUACGGCGUCGCCAGAGGCUCCUCCUCCAAGGAUUAGAAUCCUGGAUGCUCGUCAACGCGAAGUGGAAACUGUGCGCAUCGGAGAUCGUCUCACCUUCCGAAUUGAGAUUCCAGAUGACACUCCUUACGGCAUCUUCGCGCGCAGCUGUGUCGCUAUGGCCAAAGACUCCAAGAGCACAUUCCAAAUCAUCGAUGAUGAAGGAUGUCCUGUGGAUCCAUCAAUAUUCCCGGCGUUCUCUCCUGACGGCAACGCUUUGCAGUCCGUGUACGAAGCCUUCAGGUUCACGGAGUCCUACGGGGUCAUAUUCCAGUGUAACGUCAAGUACUGCCUUGGACAUUGCGAGCCGGCCGUUUGCGACUGGGGACGAGAAUCUUUGGAAUCAUGGGGCAGGAGGAAGCGUUCGCUGCCACAGAACGAGACCGGUGAAGCUCACUCGCAAGAGGAAGACAUGAACAUCUCCCAGGAGAUUCUGGUGCUGGACUUCGGAGACGAGCGCCAGAGUACAGACUUCUUGAGGUCCGACAAACCUGGCGGCGUGGCUUCUGAAGCCAACUACGGUGAAAAAACAGUGACGAUUGUGGAGCCCUGCCCGAGCAAGUCAUCAGUCCUGCUGCUGGGAGUGGCGUGUGCCUUACUCGUAUUAUUGUACAUCGCGACCAUCUUCUGCUAUUACAUGCGCAAGUGGCUCACCCCGCCUAAACAUAUGUCGUAGACACGAGGCCACCACACCGUCUUCAUCGCUUGUCUGCAUCGAGGAACUUGUGAUACAAAUGACUGAUUACAAAAACAUGCGCUGCCAAGCCGUCCACUAAUUUUAAGUUUACAAAUCGUGAUCAUCGAUAUCUCGUGGUGUAUCGAUACGGCCAAUGAUUUGGUAUCCAGAUAUUAUUCGUAACCACCGCGUGUUUUGCAUUUAUUUAGAAGUAAUUUGUCGCAUUUAGAAGCAUUUAUUAAUAAUAAGUAGACUAUAGUUAGUUAAAUCAACGAAAUUCCUGAUAAGGUCAACAUUUACAUCCUUAUCAGGCUAUUUAUUCCCCCUUAAUGCUGCAGUUAAAGGGUACCUACUUUAAAUUAAGAUAAUGCAUUUACUAGGAUAAGUUAUGGUCCAGUUUUGUACAAUUGUCGAGUACUCAUAAUAGUACAUUUCAAAAACAAAUGAUUUGGAAUAGUCCCUAAAAAUACACCAUGUUAAAACACUUUAUGUUUUAGAUUAAAAGUUUGAAGGGAUUAUUCUGAAUGAAUCACACAUAUGUAUUUUUACGUUCUUUAGGUCAAUUUCAUUUUCAUAUCAUUUAAAGUAGAUUAACUUCCUUAGAUUAGGUUUAGAUAGCUAUAUUACAAUAUUAAACAUUACAAAGUACGCAAAAAAAUAAUUCACUUUUUUCCUUUGUACAUAUAAUCUUUACUUUCGCUUUUACACAAAUUCAGUUUUAGAUUUUUUGAACUUUCAGUUGGGUUUUGUAGAAAUUUACACUAAGACUUUGCAUUUAUUGUACCAAGUUCAUGAAACAGUUGCAAUGAAAAAUAGUUUCUCUCAACCCAACUUGAGAUUUCUUUUUAUUUAUUUAGACUAAUUUAAUGAUUU